AUGGACUCUUCACCAGGCUCGGGUGCUCCCAAGGCUCGCACGCCAAACCCUGCCGAAAGAGACAGGAACGGCGCUGUUCCCCCUUCCGGUCCUACGGCACAGCCCAAUGGAUCCACCCCAGGAGCUGAUCAACAAUACCAGUCUGGUCCGGCCAACAAGCGCAAGCGUAUGCAGGAGCGGCACCAGGCUCGCAGACGCGGCCGCACACCUCCCCCCUCGAUCUACUCUCGACGCAAUCGAUCUCGCAGCCCUAGCAAUGCUACACCGCGCGAUGACUACUCGAGACGCUCGCGUUCCCCAUUACAGCGUCGCUCACCAGAGCCCGAGGAACAACCUAAACAGCGCAAGCGACCAGGCGGUGGCGCACGAGCUGGCUUGCUAAACCCCGAGCAAUUGCGGCGACGACAGGAGGAGCGCGAGCGCGCGAUGGAAGAGGAUGCAAUGCGGACAUCACGAGAUCGUGGUGUGUCCGACGUUGUCAGACAGCACUACAAUGCCGUACCUGAGCGUGGCCGCGAGUGGCGCAAGACUGAGAGCAAGAUCAAGGGGCUGCGCAGUUUCAACAAUUGGAUCAAGAGCACCUUGAUCCAGAAGUUCUCGCCUGACGAGGAGUUUGCUGCACGCUUCAAUGAUACCAAGGAUUGGGCUGAUGAUAGCACGCGCCCGAACCCGGUCGAGGACAAGCAGCUGCUUGUUUUGGAUUUGGGCUGCGGCAAGGGUGGUGACUUGGGCAAGUGGCAGCUUGCCCCGCAAAAGGUAGAACUAUACGUUGGACUCGACCCGGCCAAUAUCUCCAUUGAACAGGCUCGAGAUCGAUACGGUCAGAUGCGGUCUCGUGGUGGAGGUGGCCGCGGCCGCCGGCCACCAACUGCUCUGUUCCACGCGGAGUUUGCGACCAAGGAUUGCUUUGGCGAGUCCCUGGCCGAUGUGAACAUUAUCCAGCGCGUCGGCAUUGACCCCAAUGCCGGACCUGGUGGCUCUUUGAUGGCAUCGCGAUGGGGUGGCGGUGGCUUUGACGUUGUCACUUCCAUGUUUGCUAUUCACUAUGCCUUUGAAAGUGAGGAGAAGGCCCGUCAGAUGCUCAGCAACGUCGCUGGCUGUCUAAAGAAGGGUGGUCGCUUCAUCGGUGUGUGCCCGAACUCGGAUGUGAUCACCGGCAAAGUCAGUACUUUCCACAAGAAUCGCAAGGAGCAGGAAGCCGCCAAGCCUGCUGAGACCGAAGGCCCCGAGGAUGGCGAGGUCGAAGAGGAGGAACGAUGUGGAUGGGGCAAUGAUAUCUACAGUGUUCGCUUCCCUGGUGAUACUCCUGAGAAUGGUGUCUUCCGUCCGCCUUUUGGAUGGAAGUAUACAUACUUUAUGUCGGAAGCGGUUGAGGGUGUUCCUGAAUACGUCGUUCCUUGGGAGGCCUUCCGAGCUUUGACCGAGGAUUACAACCUCGAGCUGCAGUACCGCAAGCCGUUCCUGGAGAUCUGGGAAGACGAGAAGAAUGAUCGCGAGCUGGGCCCGCUCAGUGAGCGCAUGGGAGUGCGGGAUCGUAGUACUGGAGAGUUGUUGAUGACCGAGGAGGAGAAGGAUGCAGUUAGCUUCUACCAUGCUUUCUGUUUCUACAAGGUUUAA
Molecule: messenger RNA, 1617 nt
Organism: Penicillium cataractarum
Lineage: Eukaryota; Fungi; Ascomycota; Eurotiomycetes; Eurotiales; Aspergillaceae
Gene: abd1
Product: mRNA (guanine-N7)-methyltransferase
Exons: 3
Coding region: 1-1617 (538 amino acids)
Biological process (GO): 7-methylguanosine mRNA capping
Cellular component (GO): nucleus
Molecular function (GO): mRNA 5'-cap (guanine-N7-)-methyltransferase activity
Source: RefSeq, a predicted model, not a curated record